CCUCUGCUGUUGACAGUCGGUGUUGCUACUCGAUACCACAAUGGUCACCCAUUCGAUACCAGCCCUCUGCCUCGCAAUCCUGUUGUCUGUACUACUGAAGCUAUCUACCACUGCAGGCACAGAGCAUUGCAUUGGUCCUGUGAAACCACUGCAAGUUGUCAAAGUGGGCGUGGAGCCGGAGCUUGGUGAUGCCAACUUUAUGGAAAUAAAAUUGAGGUCAAUAUACAAACUCGAUGUCGCGAUGAGUAUAGACGGAACACCUAUUGUUGUUAGAGAUGAAAUGAUAGAUGACGGCUCAACCCAAGCCACCAAGUCCCAAGAUGGCGAUGACUACGUUAUCAUCAUUGCAUCACUAAAAGGAGUGAAAAGUUCGUCUCUUUCGCUGGGAUUGCGGAGCCAACACCCAUGCAACACCUUAUUGUUGUGGGUCGGAUUUCCCAGCCUCCGGCGUAUUUUCGAAGAAGGUAUUGCGAUCCCAGCUGUGUCUGUGUUUCCAAAGAGAGCGUACAGUUUAGACAAAUAUGACAGCUUCCUAUUGAGAUAUGGAAUCACGUUCAGGGACGACGGGAAGUUAGGAGAAAUUGAGAGACAAGCCUUUUCCCCAAUCUACCAAUGGAAUGAGACGAACAUAAUGUAUUCGACAUUCGGUGAAGGUGCACCAAGGGCAAAUGGCGAGCCAAAAAAAUUUGAUUUCCGUCGCACGAACUCCAGUGCAAACGGAUUCAAAACGUUGACUUCAGAACUGGAUGUGCAACUGGGGUCGUCUCUUCCUUUCGACGGCGCUGUCAUUUCGGCUAUGUGUACGCUCGCAAUCGGACCAGAAGACAUCUACAUGUAUGUUUUUACUAGCCUACAGUUCAAGGACAUUUCAAAGCGACUCCCAAUGCGUGUUGAGUCAUCAGCCAUGAACAAACCGCUUUUGCAGAUGGGAUACCAGAAACGGCAGGGCUUAGACAUGGUGACGGUUGGUUUGAACUAUCGCAUACCAGAGGGGAUGCGUGGGCUAACUUGCGCGGCCUUGGGAGUCGAUACGGCACCACACAUGGCAAUCGCUAGACUGGCCUCGGUCAAUGACGCAAAUGGUGACAUCACGAAGGUGGAGCAAGUUGAGCUCCCCUAUCCGCCUUUUCGCAUCGGGGCUCUUGGCUUUAUCGACACCAAGGUCAACCAGCCCGUGGGAAGUGAAACAUAUUACGUUUGUAGCGCCUCCUCCGGCGACGAUGUCACCAGCAUCAUCAUUAAGGUCAUUAGUAUGGUUCCACUGGAAGUUACGAUUGAGGUAGCCAGGAGUAACCGAACGGAACGAUACGAGGCUACAUGCACCGCCAGUGGCGACCCCAAACCUUCAAUCAGGCUCUUUCUGGUACCAGGUCAUAAAGUUUUGGGCGCCUCAAGCGAUUCUCAAAUUCCCGAACAAUACCGUAAUUACGAACUGACGGAUUCUACUAGCCAGGUCAAUGUAACUUCAACCACAAUUGACAGUUACACAAGGGCAAAAACGAUGUCCUUGUACCGGAAUGAUUGGGCGGAUAUGGAUGGUUAUGGCUAUAACCUCGAGUGCUAUGCGUCCACUGCAAACCAGGUCGAAAAGCAAACGACGUAUUUAAAUAAUGGAUACAGCAUUUAUUAGAUUGUAAAGACUGUUCACGCAUGUGGUGUAAUCGAUAAAUCAUGCCACCGCAAAAUGCAACGAGACGCGAUGUAACCCAUGUCUUCACAUUAGAGAACAGUAACCUUAUAGCGGCCGAACUCCAUUGCUGAACUCAUGUCCCGUCUAUGUACAGUUAAGCAACUAUUGGGGGAAAGGCAACGAAAUUGAUGCAAUCAUACUUCAUAAUUAUUUACAACUUGAUUAGAAAGACGUAUCGAAUUGUCCAAUUUAGUCAAAAAGAAUUUGAUGACAUAGAAAUGAGGUCAUACCAAAUACUAUUUUUAAAAUGUUGAUAACUGAUUUAUCGUGUGGUAACUUUGUCUAACGACAAAAGACCGUGUAUUGGGUCAGGCCUGAAAUCUCUUUUACUGUGAGGCAAAAAACGUAAUUUACCAAAAAAUUUAAAGCCUAAGCUGUGAUGAACGUAACACACUUUCCUUGUGGACAUCAAUAUUAGACGGAUGAACAAGUGCAUCGCAAUAAUACCUGCGAAUAGUCAAUAGAAGCUGAUACCCAUGUCCACUGCUCUUAACAGCUUAUCUUCUAAUAGUAAUGGUCAAUUCCGCUUUUUUCCGGUGGAUGCAGGUUGAACAACAAAAAAUGCACUGUCAUAACAGUAUUGCUGUUUCUCAAAGAGAUCCAUACUUUCCCUUAAAAAAAUCGCGUCUGGCUUUGUUAGUAUACGCCGCAUUGCAUACCCAAAGAUGGAUUUUGUUCUGCGAUUACGCAUGCCCUGUGCGAUUCAAGCAAAAUCGCAUUCAGUGGAAGCCUAUACCGUUAGCGCAAUGUAGUCUCUGAAUCGUCGCCGUCUU
This is a messenger RNA of Lineus longissimus, 2463 nucleotides long. RefSeq lists its product as uncharacterized. The record is from RefSeq and is a predicted model, not a curated record. The transcript has 6 exons. Bases 41 to 1630 code for a protein of 529 amino acids. Lineage: Eukaryota; Metazoa; Nemertea; Pilidiophora; Heteronemertea; Lineidae.